Messenger RNA from Leptidea sinapis, 2419 nucleotides. Its product is annotated as serine/arginine repetitive matrix protein 2-like. Bases 383 to 2128 code for a protein of 581 amino acids. The record is from RefSeq and is a predicted model, not a curated record. Lineage: Eukaryota; Metazoa; Arthropoda; Insecta; Lepidoptera; Pieridae. The transcript has 12 exons.
UGACUAAGAAAUUGACUAUGCCAAGAUUGUUUUUGCAAAUUAAAAUACUUCCUUCUAAAAAGGUCCUUAGAAUGGCUCCCUUAUAUCAUCUCUAUACUGUUCCAGUUAAAAAAAAACUGUAUAUGCAUUGUGUAAUGUGCUAGACAAUAAUAUUUGUAUACCACGUGAGGAUGUACCUACUUGAAGGAGUAAAGUAGAAGGAAAUAUAUAAAUAAAGUCUGUGGAUAGAGGAACAGAACUCUGAGUAUACCAUAGGGUGGAUAAAUGGAAUAACCUGAAAACUAUUUCUUUACUUACAACACAUAAUCUAUAUUUUAUCCAUUUUCCUCAACAUCACAUUGGACAAUUCUACUAUAACGCAACUGAUGAAGGAUUGGAUUAAAUGGUUCGUAAAUUCCUGGACAUGACGAAAGAGGACUCUGAUUAUGAAGAUAAAGUACGUAAUUUCCUUGAAGAGACUGCACAGUACAAGAGGAAUCGUAAGAUGCAAGAACUAGGACAACAACCACAACCCACAGCUGAGCAUGAAAAGAAAAAGAAGAAAAAGAAAGAUAAGAAAAAGAAGAAAGAAUCGAAACGGAAACGCAAGGAGCAAGAAAGGGAGGAGAAGAGAAAACAAAAACUCUCCAGAAUGACAAAUAACUCCGAAUAUAGUAUUCGAGAUCUAGAUAACAUUGGUGAUAAGAAAUUAAGAGAUGCCAUCAGGAAGGAGCUGAAGGCCAAAAAGCGUGACUUAAGUUCUGAAGGCGAAUAUGAUAGAAAACAUAGUGAAAAGAGUCGCAUGAUAGAACAUGAAAUGCACGGCCUUGAAGAACUAGAAUCGAAACUGAAUGCAUAUCAUUCCAUGGUUGAAAAGGAAGUUUUGGGUAAACGUGACAGAAAUUCUAUAAGUCCUAUUGACCAAGAGCCACCACCACCCUUGGAAAAACCUAAGUGGAAGAUGACUAUGGGGGCAGUUAAAGAGCCUAGGGUGAAGAAAAAGGAGACCCCAGUGCCGAAGGGAUAUAAAGAUCGCUAUGCAUUCGAGGACAGUUCAGAUGACUCGCAUGAUCAUCCAAAGGCGUCUCCCGGCGACAAGCACGUGUCGGUCCGUCGCGCCAUGGCCAUGAAGGAGCCGCCGCCGCUGCCCGCCGGCCCGCCGCCCAAGAGCCGCGAGCCCGACCCGCCCGGCGUCGACCCGCCGCACGCGCCGCACGCACCGCACGCACCCCCUGUUCGGAAAGGAAAUAUUGUACUCGACAAGUUCGGUUCCUUCCGGUUAGCUAAGGAGGGAGAAACGCCAGUUUCAGUCGGCGAGACUCGACCCGAACAGUUUGUGACAAGAAUCAAACCUCCGUCACCCACCGCCAGGAGGCCCCGCUCGCCGCCGUCGCAUCGCCGACGGAGCGCCUCCAAUUCUUCUGACGACAGACAAUCUCAUAAAAGAUCUCGCAGCAGGUCGCGGCCCCGCAAGUACCGCUCCCGCUCGGGCUCCCGCUCCCGCUCGGGCUCCAGCGCCAGCGGCUCGCCCGCCUCCCGCCGCCGGCGCUCGGGCUCCCCGCGCUCCCGCUCCCGCUCGGACGCCAGCCGCUCGUACUACUCUCGCAGCCGCUCGCGGUCGCGCUCCGGCUCCAGGUUCCGUCGGUUCAACCGGCGCGGCAACUGGCGCGGGCGCGGCUUCGAGCGCGGCACGUACUACCGGCCCCGCUUCCAGUACAACGGCCAGCGCGGCCGCGGCCGCGGGGACUUCCGCCGCGACGACAACCGCCGCUUCCCCUACGAGUGGCGCGACAACCGCUCGCGGGGCGGCCGACCCUUCCGACCGCGCCGGGGGGGCGGCGGCCGGGGCAGACCCUUCAGGGGUGGUUUUCGUGAUUUCCGUGAUCGGCGUAUGGCCCGUUAUUCCCGUUCACGCAGUCCUGACAGAACGCGCAGAUCCAGGUCCUACAGCCCUGAGAGGAGAGAUAAGGAUAGAGACAGCUACUCUCGCUACUCUGAACGUGACAGUCACCGCAGUGAAGGCGAAUAUGAAGAAGAAAGAUACGUGGACAGGAAGGAGUAUGACGGGAAGUGGGCGGACGGCAACGAGCCUGAACGAAACCACACGGAGGAACAACCAGAAGAACCACCGCCGCCUAACAAAGAAUAAACCCUCACCAAUUGAUAUGUCCACAGCGAUAUAAGUUAGCCAUAGUUAGCUUUACUGACCACUUUAAUGUUUGUUGUAGGGUGCUUAUACUUUUCAGCACUUACGUUAUUAAAUAUAUUGUGUAAAUAUUAAUAUCAGGGUGACAAUGGUCAGGCACAUUAUAUUAAAAUAAAUUGUGAUUGGGUUGCCCAGGGUUGACUCUAGUAUGUACCUUACCUUCAUUCCAAAUCGAAUGAAAAAUGAUAGUCAUUUGAAGUGAAUACGUGUUAUUAAAAUAGAAAUGUCAAAUUA